GAAAUUUGUUAUAUUUCCUUAGUCUAUCAGUUUUUGGCUUUUGUGAUGCUUCUUCUGAUGACCCUUUUGAGCUGAAAAUGACUCAAUUUUCAAGAAUUGAGGAAUCCACUUGAAAAAGUAUUAAAGAUAGUGUUUUACGAUACCCACAAUGCUAAUUUUCAAGACUCUUCCCUGAUUAAAGUGGAAACACAAGAAAACUAAGGAUGGGUGUUGUAUUUGUAGCUCUUUAAAAGUUGGGAGCUUUUUGGGUUAUUCCAUCAAGAUGAAACCUGUUUGCCCUUUUGUUAGAGCUUCCAGACCUGAUGACACUUCUACUAAGAAGCCUGGUGAAAACCAAAAUAAACAGCCGGCUAGUCAGGAGAGCAAGCCUAAGCAAGAGUCUAGGGAAUCUGCAAUUGUGUCACCUAAAUGCCCCUUUGGAUAUGGCCAGGAGAGCAAGCCUAAGCAAGAGUCUAGGGAAUCUGCAAUUGUGUCACCUAAAUGCCCCUUUGGAUAUGGCCAGGAGAGCAAGCCUAAAGAAGCGUCUGGAGAAUCUGCAGUUGUGUCACCUCAAUGCCCCUUUGGAUAUGGCCAGGAGAACAAGGCUAAACAAGAGUCUGGAGAAUCUGCAACUGUGUCACCUAAAUGCCCCUUUGGAUAUGAUUCUCAAGCAUUUAAGCUGGGUCCUUUUAGCUGCAUGAUUUGUCAGGCACUUCUUUAUGAUUGCAGCAGAUGUGUGCCCUGUUCUCAUGUAUUCUGCAAAGCAUGUCUCUUGCGCUUUAAGGACUGUCCUUUAUGUGGGGCUGAUAUCGAAAAGAUAGAGAGUGAUAUGAAUCUUCAGAAUGUUGUUGAUCGCUUUAUUGAAGGGCAUGCGAGGAUUAAGAGGUCUCAGGUUAAUGGUGACGAAAAAGAAGCAGAAGAGAGAAAAACUGUUAUGUACGAGGAUGUAUCACUAGAACGGGGAGCUUUCCUGGUGCAACAAGCCAUGCGGGCUUUUCGUGCCAAAAAUAUCGACAGUGCAAAAUCAAGACUUACUAUGUGCGCAGAUGAUAUUCGAGGACAGCUAGAAAGGCUGGGAAAUACAUCCGAGUUGUGCUCACAGCUUGGAGCGGUCCUUGGUAUGCUUGGUGAUUGCUGUCGAGCAACAGGGGAUGCUGCAUCUGCAGUCACUUACUUUGAAGAGAGUGUCAAUUUCCUUGUGAAAGUGCCCAAAGAUGAUUUAGAGAUCACACAUACUCUUUCUGUUUCGCUUAAUAAAAUUGGAGAUCUUAAGUACUAUGAUGAUGAUUUAGAAGCUGCAAGAUCACAUUACUUUAAGGCGUUGGAUGUUCGCCGCAAUGCCAUCAAACAACAGUCUGCACCAUCUCAGAUCAUCGAUGUAGCUACUUCCCUUGCAAAAGUUGCUGAUGUUGAUCGGAAUCUUGGGAAUGAGGAUGCAGCAAUCGAUGGAUUUGAAGAAGCCAUAAAAAUGUUACAGUCGCUAGAACUAAAUCCUGAAGAAGUUAGCCUUGAACAAAGGCGGCUGUCUGUCCUCCAGUUCCUGAACAGCCAGAUGGAAAAGAAACAAGCUGUUUCAAGUGCCUGAAUUAAGUCUUUUUCCAAUAUAUCAUCAAGGAUAAACUGCUUGUGCUUUUGCUUGUUAACUUUCCUGCUACUUUAAAGUCUAUAUAUAUAUAUAUAUUGCAACUUUAGUUUAGAGGCAAUCUCAGAUACAUUUCAUCAGUGUGUAAAUGCAUCUUAAGUGAUACGUUCCGACAGAUUCCCAACUGCUAUACCAGUGGCAAGUCAAUUACAGUUUUCAAUACCCCAUAUCACAA
This is a messenger RNA of Nicotiana tabacum (common tobacco), 1796 nucleotides long. RefSeq names its product protein NCA1. The record is from RefSeq and is a predicted model, not a curated record. NCBI's taxonomy places the organism in Eukaryota, Viridiplantae, Streptophyta, Magnoliopsida, Solanales, Solanaceae. Gene Ontology annotation, molecular function: ubiquitin protein ligase activity; protein binding. Gene Ontology annotation, biological process: protein ubiquitination.